AUGUGGGAUCAGCUGCCGGAGCUGAUAUUGACGCAGAUAUUCAGUCACCUCGCUCGUGGGGACCGUGCCAAUGUUGCACAAGUCUGUCAGUCAUGGAAUCGUGCACUUUCCUCGCCAAUUCUUUGGCGUUCCGUUACGGUCUUCGUCGAUCGUGAUCUGCGUGGUGACUUCUCGCUCGCGGGAGAAUUAGCCGCGAAAUAUGGACAGCAUAUGCGAAACUUGGAACUUGCUUGGUCACGACCGUACAUCUUGCCAAGGGAGGCCCGUAUUACUCGUAAUGUUCAAGCUGAAGCAGGUGCCGACUUCCUUACGGUUGUACGAGCUAAAAACGUCCAGUUGAAGAAACUGAUACUCACCGAUUGGAUCUUCAGCUGUAAAUGGGGGAACAGAGGCAAACUGUUGUACGCGCUAGCGAGUUUUCUGGGAUAUCUCCGUUUGCUCGGACGAUUUCGCGGGCUAACCGUCCUCAGGCUCGAUUAUCCGGCCUUGUCCGAUCAAACGUUGAACGCUCUGACGAACGCAAGUUCGAGGGUGUUGAGAACUCUUCACGUAUCGGUGAGAGACUCCGAUUCCAGGCAUCACACGAUCGCUGACUCCGCCUGGCACAAUUUGGUGCUCGUCUGCCCCGAGCUCACGGUGUCUUACACUAUAGUUAACAUCUCCCAUUACGAAGAUAUGUGCUACUUGCUGCUGCCCAGUGUGCCAUUGGCCAGGUUUCAAAUGUUCAGCGGCCACGUGUGGGAUCAGAGUAGAUCUCGUAAUUUCAGAAGCACCGUCGGACUGCUUAUUACCCAUUACACCAACACGCUCGCGGAGGUGAUGCUACAACUCAGGAACAAUCGCGAGCUGCUCGACGAUUUGCUCGUCUCCAUGCUGGUGCGUUGUAAACACCUAACGAGAUUACAGUACGACGGUAUAAUAAGAAGUCUCGACACUUUGCGGGACAUCUGUCAGCUUCAAGCUGAAAGCAAGACACGUUUUCGCACGAUUCACGUGAAACCGCGUAACGUGAACGCCCGAAAUCGAGCCAUAUUGAACGACAUCAACUACAAUUACGAUCACAAGAUGACGGAACAAGGAGUAGAUUUUCGUAUCGAGGAUCCAGCCUCGGUUUUACUCUUCUACUAG
Habropoda laboriosa is the source of this 1128-nucleotide messenger RNA. Its product is annotated as F-box only protein 39-like. The coding region runs from base 1 to 1128 and encodes 375 amino acids. The record is from RefSeq and is a predicted model, not a curated record. Gene Ontology annotation, biological process: positive regulation of protein ubiquitination; SCF-dependent proteasomal ubiquitin-dependent protein catabolic process. Gene Ontology annotation, molecular function: protein binding. The transcript is spliced from 6 exons. Gene Ontology annotation, cellular component: SCF ubiquitin ligase complex. Lineage: Eukaryota; Metazoa; Arthropoda; Insecta; Hymenoptera; Apidae.